Messenger RNA from Thlaspi arvense, 654 nucleotides. The record is from the annotation of a GenBank genome assembly. Lineage: Eukaryota; Viridiplantae; Streptophyta; Magnoliopsida; Brassicales; Brassicaceae.
AUGGUUUUGGAUUACGAACACUUCUCUAUGUUCUCCUUCAACCCAGUCUACAGCGAUGACCAACACAAUAACAUGAACAUUGUGUUCGAUUUCCAUUCGGUUUACAGAGUCCUUAAUCCAAAUUUAGUUUUUCAUGUAGAGGACUACAUGGAUCUUGAUUAUAUCAACAAUUGGGUAACACGAAUCGAAGAUAUAAGUCAUGAGUUCAAUAGAGAUUGGCUAAUCGGUGGGGACAGGGAUCAGAUACAAGCCAUUGUACACCAGAUCCUCGAGAUUCUCGACGUCCCCUUUCACCGGAGUAUAGUUGAUGGAUUUACUCAAGGUAUCUUGGAUCUGAAGCAACGCGAGGCCAUGUUGCUUUUGGAGACUGAUGUUUUCGUCCCGAGAUUUCCCGGUGUUGAUGUCAACGACGCGGAUGUGAAUCUUGCGGUGGCUCCGGCAAGUGAUGAGGCGGUGGAGAAUCACUUUGAAACGGUGGUUGUUGGGAAUGAUGAAGGCGUUUGUGUGAUUUGUAUGGAUACGAUCCGGGUCGAGUCGGGUGUGGCGGCGGCUCGAAUGCCGUGUUCGCACGUGUUUCAUCGCAACUGUGGAGAGGAGUGGCUUAGGAGCAGUGGGAUUUGUCCGGUUUGUCGCGCCGUCUUCCCGCCGCUUUAG